AUUUUUUUUCGUGACACUAUUGGUAGAAUACAUUCUUCUAAUUUAGUAGAUGGAAGAAUCACAGUGGGAUUCUAUAAUGAAAUCAGUGAAAAUAUUCUUUCUGAUAGAAUUCAUCAACUCACCCUGUAUAUUAAUCAAUAGACAUUAGGCUUCUUACUGCAAAAGACUAGAAAACUUAGAAUAAAGAAUGACUACUAUUAAAAAAAGGCUACAAGCUGAACUAAUGACCAUAUUUGAAAAUCUUAUUGAGUCUGAUAGAAAAUUUAUAGACAAAUAAAAGAGCCAGUAUGCGCGUAUUAAGGAUGCACACGAAUUUUAGCGUAAUAGACGUAGACAGUUUAUUUUGAGGUAAAUAACUCGGUGCGUAAAGUGAACGCGGAAAGCGGGUGGGCAACGAGGGAACAGCGGACUUGUAGCCGCCGGUUUUAUUGGGCCAAACGUACGGUUGACAGCAAGAGUGACUGCGCUCGUAAAAGCUCCGUAUAAAUAAAAUCGCCGGGAAUAUAAUUGUUGCUGAGAGUCGGUCACCCCCUUCGUUCCGCGCCGAGGUAUAAAACGCGAAUCGGCCAAUUGCCACGUUCUCCAACUUUCAUUUCGUUUUGUCAGAAAUCGGUUGCCUGAUUCCCCUCGUGCUUUUGUCCAAAUGUAACAAAGGGUUUCAAAUUGACUGAGAUUAAAUUCUUAGCUACGCACGACAACGAAAUCUGAGUCAGAUGCACCUGGGAAAAUAUUUGAGCAAGGCUUCAUAUAAUUUAAAAGUUUUCAUUAAAUUCAAUGGAAUUUGAAUUAAUCCUCCUCGGACAAUGAAGAUUGAUGAAAAUCAUAAAACACAUUCACAGAGACGUUUUUAACUUUAAUCUGGUGUGAGUAUUUGUUGUGUGUGGGGUACGUGCCACAUGCAAGGAAACACCCCGCGAGUACGCGAGUAGAAGGAUAUCGGGGGGUUCGCGUUAAGGCGAAAUCGUUACUCGACACCGUUGUGUAACGAGAGCCAAGCCGCGGCGAUGAAGAAGACCAAUGUUCCGGGACAUAAAGAACUGUGGUUAGCCGUGUCCCUGAAAACCGAAACCACCGUGACGCCGGCGCCUCUCUCGUUUCUAUCAUCUUCUAACUUUGAAAAUGGAUAAAUACAUAUGUGAAUUUCCAAUAAUCUUGCUUCAAGAUACAAUCUAUACAAUAUCAGAGAUCCUCAAACGAACUUAUAUAGAUAUAAUAGAAAAGUGACGUAUGUUUCAAUAAUUGACUGAUAGUCAGUUGACAUUUCUGCUAUCGUAUUUGUCCUAACGGAUCACACAAUUUCAUCGAAGAUGAACGCUUUCUUAAAUAAUGGAGUAAACGAGAUGAUGAAAUUUGGAUAAGUGGUGACUCGUUUUUAACUAUGAAGGGCCGAAUUGAGAAAAGCAACAGAAGCCGUAUCGUUUAGAAACCAAUGAGCUAAUGAAGGUGGGGCUUGCCGAGGAAAUCUCCACCUACUCUUAAACUGCUCUAUUUCUCUCUCCUCUCUCGGGUGCGUGUCUCCUUAUGUUGAACGAGAAGCACGACGAUCGCCCACAGAUGAAGAGGGAAAGAGACUGCCGUACGCAUACCAAGAGGGAGUUAGGGGGAGGAACGGAGAAGAGAGACAAAUGAAAAGACUGAGGAGGAUCUUCAAGUACGUCUUAACUCGGCCAAGUCAGUUGGCAUCUCGCCGCACAAACUAAUACGAUGACUUCGUUUCACAUUUUCACGAAACGAUUAUUCGGCCAGAUCGAUCGACCAGUUGUGAUUUACGCGCGAAACGGAUAAAAUCGGCGAGCUUCCGACGGAGUCGUCUCCUUUUACUGUGAGUGAUCAUUGUUUACCGCGCGAGGGUGUCCGCGACGGAAGAUCGGGAACAGUAAACGAAGACAGUUUUAAAGAUAACCAGAUUUUGUUUUGCACAGCUCACGGAAACGAAUAUUCAACGGUGAAUCGUUUCGAGAGACCUAGAAGGAAUUUCACCGGGGGUCGAUUCAAAGGAGCGAUAGAAUAUUCUAAAUGCCUUUCCACUUCGCAAAGAUUUUCUUUAUGGCUCGAGCCAUCGGCAAUUAAUGUCACGAGCUGGUAAAAUACACGAGGUUGCGAUCGAUUUAUGGAUCUAUAAAGAAAGGCAUUUAUAAGCGAGCCGUGGAUAAACAGAAAAGCGAAUUUGUUAUUUCAUCGUUUAUCAUGAAUUGAAUUAAAGUAAGCGACGAUCUUAGGAAUGUAGAUUUCGGUUCUUUUUUUUUACUUCCUGAUUUUCAUGCUGCCAGCAUUGAACGCGGAAGGAGUUGAAUUUAACCGAACUACCAUCGCAACCCCAAACAACUUUUACUUACAUCGUCGCCGAUGUGCAAUGAGAAUUCAAUGGAAACGAUUUGUAAUUAAAUCUGUAUGUUAAGAGGAUCAUAAACGACUACGAAAAGUGUUAGAUCUUAUAUUCUGACUAUACGUAUAUCGUUCAGUGAAACGUUUACAGUGGCUGUUAAGUUAUACAUUAUAAUUUGUUGUUGAAAAGAAACAUAGGAUGUUUCUGGUGGCGUUGUAAACACGUUGAGCCACGUUCGGAUGGCACGUGGCACGAGGAGCUUAAUUGCCCCGUCACGCUACACCUCCAGAACGCUUCAAUCAAGAUUUUCAGAAGCAAAUUGCGCGUGAAAAAAACCUGCCAGUGUAUCUUCCGCUCGUAAAUAAAAAAGACGGGUCCGCACUUGAAUAAUCAUUUUCGUCCCGACGAACGGCUCGUUAAUUUCGUUAAACUCGUGAAUCGCUUCGUACCAGAUGUACAGCAGGAGAUGUCGUUUGCCGUUUUAUUGAAGAUAUCCGCAUCUUCGAAUAAUUUUAGAACGAUCGACGAUUGAAAACUGGUCCUCGACUAAAUUGGAACUGCUUACUAAAUCGUUUUUCGACUGAGUGCUUCGAGUUGAAUUUCACGAAGGAAAGAAGGACAAGAAAAUGUUGUGUAGAAACCCAGAGCAAGGGGGGAACAACGGGGUAAUAAUUUCACAAGUGACGAAUCCUCAUGCGCCGCAAGAUUUCACGGUCUCACGGCUGUUGUCGACACCGACACACUCGUUAGAGUGCAACGAGAAUUCGACGACACCGACGAGCAGGAGGCCGAGGAGAAGUAGGACAACGUUCUCGGCGCAGCAGUUGGCCGCGUUGGAAAGAGUGUUCGAAAGAACUCAUUAUCCGGACGCUUUCGUUCGAGAGGAGCUUGCGACGCGAGUGUCUCUAUCGGAAGCCAGAGUCCAGGUAUGGUUUCAGAAUAGACGAGCCAAGUUCCGUCGCAACGAAAGGAGUUCUGUUAUAAAUCGAGGCGUCACUCCGUGCAGGGAAGCAGAAACGGCCUUGCCGCUGCGACCCAUUAGAAUAACGCAACCGCAAGAGAACAACUCGCAGAGUUUACAGAGCUCCCAAGUAGCACAGUACCCGUACGGUGACUAUUGGAGAUCGUCGCAGCACUACACCUCCGUGCAGAGUGCCACCUGCCAUGGUUUUAUAAACGGUAAUUUGGGAAAUGUGAAUCUACCCCCGUAUCACCAAACAGAGAUUCACGGAGGACUCGAAGGAUCCGCGAUGAACGGUUUAAACGCGCUACGCUUCAGAACGCAUCCGUACGGCACCGCGUACUCUACGAUGCACGCGAGCAUGUAACUUCUUUAUUUUCCUCUCCUUAUUAUCCUUAUCUCGUGGUGCUUGACGAUUUUAUAGGACACUGUACGUAUUUAUGAAACACCAAAGGUAAUUUAAUUGUACAACUUUUUACGUAACGAAAUAAAAUAAUGUAAUACGAAGGACCAACCGAUCGGAUGCGAGUUGAAGCAGCGAACGCAUACAGGGUAAUGGAAAUAACUUGAAAUGUUAUUUUGUAGAACUGAAACAA
Molecule: messenger RNA, 3883 nt
Organism: Ceratina calcarata
Lineage: Eukaryota; Metazoa; Arthropoda; Insecta; Hymenoptera; Apidae
Product: paired mesoderm homeobox protein 2
Exons: 3
Coding region: 2953-3654 (233 amino acids)
Biological process (GO): regulation of transcription by RNA polymerase II
Molecular function (GO): RNA polymerase II transcription regulatory region sequence-specific DNA binding; DNA-binding transcription factor activity, RNA polymerase II-specific
Source: RefSeq, a predicted model, not a curated record